GGACGGCAGCCAAAUAACCAUGACAACGGAGCGGCAAGGCGCGCGCGGCUGACUGCGUGGAUAAAGAAAGAAGGAAAGAGGCGGAAUAGGAGAACGGACAUCGCUGCUUUCCUGCAGGGGACGACAACAAGACACCGGCUGCCAUGAUUCUCUCGCUGGCCGCGGCGGCAGCCAUGACCAGCGGCGGCGGUGACGGCUUCAACUCCUCGUCCGCCCUCGAACUCAUCAGCUCGUCCACUUCCUGGGGUCUCUCCGAGGAGCUUUCCAACUCCUCCUCCGAACCGGCGGUGCAGAUGACCCCCGACCUCCAGCCGGCCACCACCUCUGUGGCCGUCCAGGAGGUGAGCCCUUGGGACAUCGCGCUGUGUGUGACAGGUACGCUCAUAUCCUGCGAGAACGCGCUGGUCAUCGCAGUGCUCUUCUACACGCCCACACUGCGAGCGCCCAUGUUCGUCCUGAUCGGCUCGCUGGCGGUGGCCGACCUCCUGGCUGGUCUGGGCCUCAUCCUGAACUUUGUCUUCACCUACUUGGUGGACGGCUCCUUGGAGCUGGUGACUCUUCUGUCCGUGGGACUGUUGAUCUCGGCUUUCUCCGCGUCCAUCCUCAACAUCCUGGCCAUCACGGUGGACCGCUAUCUGUCGCUCUACAACGCGCUGACCUACCACACGGAGCGGACGGUCACCUUCACCUACGUGAUGGUGGUCUUCAUCUGGCUGUCGUGCAUCACGCUGGGCCUGCUGCCGGCGCUCGGCUGGAACUGCUUGCGGGACGAGGCCAUGUGCAGCAUCUGCCGGCCGGUCACCAAAAACAACGCCGUGGCACUGGCCGUCACCUUCUUACUGGUCUUCGCCCUGAUGAUGCAGCUCUACUUGCAGAUCUGCAAGAUCGCCUUCCGCCACGCGCAGCAGAUCGCCGUGCAGCACCAGUUCGUGGCCAUCUCAACCACCAAGGGUGUCUCCACGCUGUCGGCCAUCCUGUGUGCCUUCGGGGCAUGCUGGCUCCCCUUCGCCAUGUACUCCAUCGUGGCCGACUCCAGCUACCCCGCGAUAUAUACCUACGCCACUGUGCUGCCCGCCACCUGCUGCUCCGUCAUCAACCCCGUCAUCUACGCGUUCCGAAACCCGGACAUCCAGAAGUCGCUGUGGAUGGCGUGCUGCGGUUGCGUCCCGUCCAACAUUUCACUGAGACCCCGCGCCUCUAGCGAUGUGUAGCACAGACUAUACGCGUCUUUGAGGCGGGGAGGCAAGGAGCGUGGCAGCUGCUCCCCUCGGGGAAGAGGUCAGUGGUAGGACAGCGAGGACAGACGCCGGCUUUGACCUCGCUGGAAAAAACCCGAAGCACCGAGACCUCCUUGAGGCCUACCUCUCAGGAGUAGCAUCUCUGUGAAGGUUAAGACGGACCCUGACCUUGCUGGGAAAGUGCUGCAUGCUUAUGCAAUUAGAAGGUUACGGAAUGCUGGUUUGAUCUGGAAUUCCAGUGAAUGACCUUGGCUAUCUUCUAUGAGCUAACAUGUUCUCUCCUGAUGGGGGGAAACAACGUUGUCCUUUAAUCUGAUGCAGAUACACCUAACUGGGAGGUUAUUGAUUGGAUGUCUUUGUCAUCUCCUUUCAAGCACAUUAUAGAAUUUUUUUCCAGAAAAAAACAAAAAAAAACAACAGCACAAUCAGCAUUUUCCCAAAGGCAGGCAGAUGGAAAGCAUCCAUCCUAGAUAUGUGAGCCCCCACCCUUCCUCACAAAGACACCAGCUAGGGUGCACGUCGGGUGUUAUGAAACAGUGCGAGGGGGGAAAAACGUGUUUGGCUGCGCCGUGACUGCGAAAGCGGCAUU
Molecule: messenger RNA, 1827 nt
Organism: Nerophis lumbriciformis (worm pipefish)
Lineage: Eukaryota; Metazoa; Chordata; Actinopteri; Syngnathiformes; Syngnathidae
Gene: gpr185b
Product: G protein-coupled receptor 185 b
Biological process (GO): G protein-coupled receptor signaling pathway
Cellular component (GO): membrane
Molecular function (GO): G protein-coupled receptor activity
Source: RefSeq, a predicted model, not a curated record